This is a messenger RNA of Cucumis sativus (cucumber), 1689 nucleotides long. Its product is annotated as E3 ubiquitin-protein ligase SINAT2-like. The transcript has 4 exons. Gene Ontology annotation, cellular component: cytoplasm. Gene Ontology annotation, biological process: ubiquitin-dependent protein catabolic process; multicellular organism development. The record is from RefSeq and is a predicted model, not a curated record. Bases 581 to 1561 code for a protein of 326 amino acids. Lineage: Eukaryota; Viridiplantae; Streptophyta; Magnoliopsida; Cucurbitales; Cucurbitaceae. Gene Ontology annotation, molecular function: ubiquitin protein ligase activity; protein binding; zinc ion binding.
AGAUAGAUUGAUGAAGUAUGAAGAAGAAAAAAGACAACAAGUUUUUGAACAGUGAAAGUUAAAUUUGAAAAAGAGAGAUAAAGUAGAGAGAGAGAGAGAGUUAAUGCUAUGAAAUUUUGGAGACGUUGCGUGCGGGCAAUGUCAGCUUCUUAGCCUCGGCCUUUGCAAAACCCAAUACUGUGUUCUGUUCCCUUUUCCUAAUAACGACGAGGUGCAGCGCAGCAUUCCCUCAUUUUGAAAUGGAUUUUUCAUUUUCCAUUUCAAAAUGCUUUAACCCAUUUCUUUAAUUCAGCUCAACCAACAACAAUCACACUCACCGGUCGAUCCAUUUUGAAUGGGCUGCCAAGCUAAGCUCUACCAUUUCUUUGACUCUUAACCCUUUUGUUGUUCCAAUCUAAACCCGACACACGCCCAUUCCUUCUUCUUUCUCUUUCCAUUUCCUUUUGGGGCCAACCAUUUCUGCAAUUAUUGGGUUGUUCAGCGGCGUUAACCUCAUUUUUUCGCCAUCUCCACCUUCCCCUGCUGUUUUCUGGUCGAUCACUCUCGUACCCUUCAAUUUUUUCCAUCUGGAGAUGAUUGUAUGAGUACCAUAAUAGAAUUCAGAGAGAAGGGGAUGUAUCAGCAACCCAAGUCAAGGGAAGAACAUGCUUCUUCUGCAGCCAGCUUCUGCAAAGAAGUGACCGAGUUGCGCCUUACAUCGAUAGAUUCUCAACCAGCAACUUCUCGUCCUGAGUUCAAAGGUGUCACUUUCAGGAAAGCUUCAACUGGUGGCUUUGCUAGGAGUCGUAAUGAUGUACACGAGCUACUUGAUUGUACUGUUUGCAUGAAUUUAAUGCAUCCUCCAAUUUACCAGUGUGCAAAUGGCCACACUCUUUGUUCAAGCUGCAAGGCAAGGGUUCAGAAUUGCUGCCCUACCUGUCGGCAUGAGCUUGGGAACAUAAGGUGCCUAGCACUGGAAAAGGUGGCCGAGUCCCUUGAGCUCCCUUGUGUGUACCAAAACCUAGGUUGCAUUGACAUGUUCCCAUACUACAGCAAGCUUAAACACGAGAAGAAUUGUAAAUACCGGCCGUACAACUGCCCUUACGCUGGAGGUGAAUGUCAUGUAACUGGUGACAUUCCAUCCCUUGUCAUGCAUCUCAAGGAUGAUCACGAGGUGGAUAUGCAUGAUGGAUGUUCCUUCAGUCAUAGAUAUGUCAAAUCCAAUCCCCAAGAAGUUGAAAAUGCCACAUGGAUGCUAACUGUUUUCAACUGCUUUGGACGACAAUUCUGUUUGCACUUUGAAGCAUUUCGCCUAGGAACAGCACCUGUUUACAUGGCAUUCCUCCGGUUCAUGGGUGACGACAGCGAGGCAAAACAGUUCUCAUACAGUCUUGAAGUUGGUGGAAAUGGAAGAAAACUCAUCUGGCAAGGUAUUCCAAGAAGUAUUCGCGACAGCCAUCGGAAGGUUCGAGACAGUCAUGAUGGACUAAUUAUUCAGAGGAAAUUGGCAUUAUUUUGCUCUGGAAACGAGGGGAUGGAACUGAAGUUAAAGGUUACAGGACGAAUAUGGAGAGUGAGGUGACAACAACAAAUGAAUAUUCAUCUAUCAAACUCAAAACUUGUACAAUAUGUUGUGACAUUGUGACCUUUGUACAUGCCUCGGCCCUCCUACAAUUCAGCCUUUUUUUAGAACCUCUUAUUUCUUCAUCA